Molecule: messenger RNA, 1071 nt
Organism: Symbiodinium natans
Lineage: Eukaryota; Dinophyceae; Suessiales; Symbiodiniaceae
Source: the annotation of a GenBank genome assembly
AUGCCGCCGAGUUUGCCAAGACGACGGAAUGCAUGGGACUGUCCACCCUCGAAGCGGCAAGUGGUGACCAUUGGUAUCUGCAUCGGGAACGCUGUCGCAUUUGUGAUGUUCCUCUUCCCACUUUUGUAUGAGCCCUAUCGACUUCUUUUCAGCAUCAUCUUCGGCUUCUCAUUUGUGCUGACGGCAGUUUUCGGGAUCUUCACCAUGACGGUGGACCCGAUGGAUCUCAAUGUUUCACGAGCUGAAGAGGGGUUGCAGCCAGAGCAUGAUGCCAUGGCCUAUUGCAAGAACUGCCGGGUGAACGUGCAGCUGGAUUCGAAACACUGCUGGGAUUGCAACAAAUGUGUCUCAAAUUAUGACCAUCAUUGCCCAUGGCUGAAUACAUGCAUUGGAACCCGGAAUUACUUCUAUUUCUACGUAUCGAUUUGGUCCCUUCUCGUAAUGCUUGCGACAAGCUCCACGGCUGACGUCUUGGUCAUUGUGGAACAUGCCAGGGACUCGACCAACGCGCUUGGUCUCGGCAGUGUACUGGUUUGGCUCAUCAGCAUCAUCUUGGCGCUGGUGGAUAUUCCACUAUGCUUCUUAGAUUCGACACUCGUGGCGUUUCAUACGUACCUCUGUGUCCUGGACAUCACCACGUAUGACUACCUGACAGGGAAAACUUCACAGAAAAAAGCCAGGUGGAAAGAGCAACGGGAGUGCGAGACGCAUGAGGGCAGGGAAGUGCAGCGAAGUGACCUCGCUGUGCGAAACCGCCGCAUGCUGGACGCUGUACCGCACUUCGGUGGCGCCCCCGCGCCCAAUCGGCGACCAGACAAGGAGGAAGAGCUGGAGGAUAGUUCAGUUUCCUCUUCUGCCGAGUCUUCUGACGGCUCCUACUCCGAAGGUGGUGGCGCGGUCUUCCGCAGUUUCGUCGCACAGGAGGGCGACACCGAAGUGAAGAAGGAAGUGAGCAACUUCGUGUUUGGUUCCUCCGUUAGGGAGGUGGAGGAACCCCAGAUGAGUCCCACACCGACAAUUCCGGCAGAGUUAUCACUCCGUGCGAACGUCGGCAGAGACAACGCGGUCUGA